GCAGGCCCAGCGCAACCUCUGAGCUCCCAGCGCUCCAGGCGUGGUGUCUUUUGUAGAAGCUCCUCAAGUGCAGGGACUGGUGCACUAAACAGCAGCCGCAACGCCAGCCGCAGCGGCAGUGUCGGGGUCCUGUAUAGAAGCUUCAUCCCCCUUGUUUGUGUGCCUGCCUGCUUCCCCAGAGUCAGAGGCAGGUACUCGGGUAUCCUAGUUUUCUGUCAUAGUGAGUGGGUCUGGUGGGAAGUAGAAUUACGUCAGGUGCAGCGAGUGGCCCUGCGUGUCCGUAGCGGAAACUAUAGAGGAGCUGCGGAGCUUCUUGCUGCUGGGUACUAUCUCCAUGUCUAGCUACAGCUGCCUUCUACCUUAUCACAGGUUUACCUUAAUCCUCUGGGUACUGUAGACAGCUCUUUAAAAGUAACCACUGCACUACUGGUUCAAAGGAAGGAUAAAAGAAGAGGGUAAACACCUGGCAAAUGUUGAGGGACUGGUGACAGAGUUAUCCUAUUUUUGAACCCUUCACAUCAUCCUGGUUUCAGUCCCUCUUCUGACUGCUGUUACUGACUUCUCUGAGUCUGAAGUCACUAAAUCUGAAGAAGCCAAACAAACCUCUCAGAUAAUUCUAGAAGAUUUAAGACUCUGAAAAUGUUCCCCUUGGAGGAUGCUGAAAUGGGCGCCUUUACCUUCUUUGCUUCAGCUUUGCCACAUGAUGUUUGUGGAAGCAAUGGGCUUCCUCUCACACCAAAUUCCAUUAAAAUUUUAGGGCGCUUUCAAAUCCUUAAGACCAUUAUCCAUCCCAGACUGUGCCAGUAUGUGGAUAUUUCUAGGGGAAAACAUGAGAGACUGGUGGUGGUGGCUGAACACUGUGAACGGAGUUUGGAAGACUUGCUUCGAGAAAGGAAACCCGUGAGCUAUUCGAAGGUUUUGUGCAUAGCAUUUGAAGUACUUCAGGGCUUGCAGUAUAUGAACAAACAUGGUAUAGUACACCGUGCACUGGCUCCUCAUAAUAUUCUUUUGGACCAAAAGGGGCAUAUUAAAUUGGCUAAAUUUGGACUUUAUCACAUGACAGCUCAUGGUGAUGAUGUUGAUUUCCCAAUAGGGUAUCCAUCAUACUUGGCACCCGAGGUAAUUGCACAAGGAAUUUUCAAAACCACUGAUCAUAUGCCAGGUGAAAAACCAUUGCCUUCUGGUCCCAAAUCAGAUAUAUGGUCUCUUGGAAUCAUUUUAUUUGAGCUUUGUAUGGGGAGAAAAUUAUUUCAGAGCUUGGAUAUUUCUGAAAGAUUGAAAUUUUUGCUUACCUUGGACUGCGUAGAUGAUACUGUGAUAGUUCUGGCUGAAGAGCAUGGUUGUCUGGACAUUAUAAAGGAACUCCCUGAAAAUGUGAUAAAUCUUUUGAAGAAGUGCCUCACCUUCCACCCUUCUAAAAGGCCAACCGCAGGUGAAUUAAUGCAGGACAAGCUGUUCAGUGAAGUGUCACCUUUAUAUACUCCCUUUAUGAAACCUGCUAGUCUGUUUUCAUCUUCUCUAAGAUGUGCUGAUUUAACUCUACCUGAGGAUAUCAGUCAGCUGUGUAAAGAUAUCAACAGUGAUUAUCUGGCGGAAAGAUCUAUUGAAGAAGUAUAUUACCUUUGGUGUUUGGCUGGAGGUGACUUGGAGAAAGAGCUUGUCAACAAGGAAAUCAUUCGAUCCAAACCACCUAUCUGUACACUCCCCAAUUUCCUCUUUGAAGAUGGUGAGACCUUUGGGCAAGGUCGAGAUAGAAGCUCACUUUUAGAUGAUACUACUGUGACAUUGUCAUUAUGCCAGCUAAGAAAUAGAUUAAAAGAUGUUGGUGGAGAAGCGUUCUACCCGUUACUUGAAGAUGACCAGUCUAAUUUACCUCAUUCAAACAGCAAUAAUGAAUUAUCUGCAGCUGCCACUCUCCCCUUAAUCAUUCGAGAGAGGGACACAGAGUACCAACUCAACAGAAUUAUUCUCUUUGACAGGCUUCUAAAGGCUUAUCCAUAUAAAAAAAAUCAAAUCUGGAAAGAAGCAAGAGUUGACAUUCCUCCUCUUAUGAGAGGUUUAACCUGGGCUGCUCUUCUAGGAGUUGAGGGGGCUAUUCAUGCCAAGUAUGAUGCAAUUGAUAAAGACACUCCAAUUCCUACAGAUAGACAAAUUGAAGUGGAUAUUCCUCGUUGUCAUCAAUAUGAUGAGCUGUUAUCGUCACCAGAAGGUCAUGCAAAAUUUAGGCGUGUAUUGAAAGCCUGGGUAGUAUCCCAUCCUGAUCUUGUGUAUUGGCAAGGUCUUGACUCACUUUGUGCUCCAUUCCUAUAUUUGAAUUUUAAUAAUGAAGCCUUGGCAUAUGCGUGUAUGUCUGCUUUUAUUCCAAAAUACCUAUAUAACUUCUUCUUGAAAGACAAUUCACAUGUAAUACAAGAGUAUCUAACUGUGUUCUCUCAGAUGAUUGCAUUCCAUGAUCCAGAGCUGAGUAAUCAUCUCAAUGAGAUUGGCUUUAUUCCAGAUCUUUAUGCCAUCCCUUGGUUUCUAACUAUGUUUACCCAUGUAUUUCCACUGCACAAAAUCUUUCACCUCUGGGAUACCUUACUACUUGGGAAUUCCUCUUUCCCAUUCUGUAUCGGAGUAGCAAUUCUUCAGCAGCUGCGGGACCGGCUUUUGGCUAAUGGCUUUAACGAGUGCAUUCUUCUCUUCUCUGAUUUACCAGAAAUUGACAUUGAACGCUGUGUGCGAGAAUCAAUCAACCUGUUUUGUUGGACUCCUAAAAGUGCUACUUAUAGACAGCAUGCACAACCUCCAAAGCCAGCUCCUGACAGUGGAGUCAGAAGUUCAGCAUCUUACUUCUCCACUGAGUGUCCAGAGCCUCCAAAGACAGAUCUGUCAAGGGAAUCCAUUUCGUUAAAUGACCUCAAGUCAGAAGUAUCACCCCGGAUUUCAGCGGAGGACCUGAUUGACUUGUGUGAGCUCACAGUGACAGGCCAUUUCAAAACACCCACCAAGAAAACAAAGUCCAGUAAACCAAAGCUCCUGGUGGUUGACAUCCGAAAUAGCGAAGAUUUUAUUCGUGGCCACAUUUCAGGCAGCUUCAAUAUUCCAUUCAGUACUGCAUUCACAGCAGAAGGAGAGCUUACCCAGGGCCCUUGCACUACUAUGCUCCAGAGCUUCAAAGGGAAGGUCAUUGUCAUCGUGGGGCAUGUGGCAAAGCACACAGCUGAGGUAAGUGUAUGCAAAAAUAUCAUAAGCACGUUUGAUGAAUUAUUUACCUGUCUACUGUCUAGGUUGUCUAAUAGUAUAUUUCAUCAGGAGUUGUUCAUAAAUGAAAUGACCUUUGAAGAUCUGUCUACUCUUAUAUAGAAAAGUUUGUCUUUCUCCCAGUAAAAGUACUCGAGUUUUUCCCCAGCUUAGUUCAGCAUCAGGAGCAACAGUAGAUUUAGAAAAAUCCAAAUGAUAGCCUAAGUGGUUUUUUGUUUGUUUGUUUUCUAACUGCUUUCUGAAAUUGCUAAGAAGUGGCUUGAAUUUCCUCCAGAGAAAAACAGUGGGGAUUGAGGAGGCUCUAAAAGCUGGUAAUGAUGGAGUCCGUUGGGCUUGAGGGUUUUAUUUACUAUCAGCACAAAGCUUUUCAUGAUAGAGAAUUCAGGAAAGGUAUCAACUUUCAAAUAUUCAUGGAUAACUUCACGGAUAAGAAUCAGCAUGCAUCCAGUCCCCAAAGUGUGGAGAUUGGUACAAUCCCCACUUUCCCACUGCCCACAUGGUAUCCAGAGCUAGGACAGAUCUCACAAGUUAAAAGGACACUGUCCUUCAGACUGUCAAAUAAGGCAGACACCAGCCACAAGUUUGAGAGUCAGCAUGACACCCUCACUUUCACCUCCUGGCUCCCCUUUCUCCCUUGGGUUCAAUAAUUCUAUGGAAUGCCUCACAGAACCCUCAGAGAGUACAACACGUAAAAUUAUAGAUUUAUUAUAGCAAAGGGAUACAAAUCAGGAUCAUCAUAAGAAAAAGCAGCAUGGGCAAGGUCUGGGAGGGUUCCCAGUGUGAAGCUUCCACAUUCCAAAGAGGACACAUCACCCGCCCUUCAUCAACCUUCUGAGCCUUCAUGUUCCAGGCUUUUAUUGGCCAGUACUUCAUGAUAGGCUAAACAAUGCCUCCUGAGGCUAAUUGAUAUUGGCCUCCCAGGUGAAUCUUUUCUGAUCUGGUCAGCACCAUUCAGCAGCACAAAUCCUCAGGUGUGGCCUAGAAGUCCCAGACCAGUGAGCCCCCAACACUCCAAGGGUUAUUUCUCCAGAACCAAGAACAAAGACCACCUUAAUUUGGGUAAAGCUAAGUGCUUUACCCUUCAAUAUAUGUAGAGUAUAUGAAAGAAAAUAGCUUCCGUCUUCCUUGGCUAUGUUUUGAACAAACUGAAAAAUAAAGACUAUCAUAUUGAAAUAAAAAAUAUCACCUUUAUAUUUUAUAAAAGCCAAGAUGGAGGAUAUAGCUUAGUGUGAGAGCCAAAUGGACUUGCUAACAGAUCACCCAAAAUUAGGCAGAGAACCUAUCUAGAUAUAGGCAACAUAUAACCAGAAUAGGCCAUUCAUCUCAAGGGACAGAUAGAUCUGCUCCUGGAAAAAUAACAGAGGUAGCUUGCUCCCUGAGGCAGCUUGUUCCCAAGAGGAAGAAGGGCAGGAUUGAGCCUUCUCAAAUUUGCCAAUCUUGGGGACAGAGAGAAUAAAGAGAUAAAAGGAAAGGUCAGUAAUACACUUAGAAAAAUUUCUUCCCAUGGAAGUCAGGAGUAGAGAUAAAAUAUUCCCCUCUAAUAUGCACAUUCCUUUGUGUCUGUUUAAACUGAACAAUCGAGACAUGUGGUUGCUGAAAGUGUAGUCAAAUGAGAACUUUACGACUUUUAGUCAUAGGACAUUUUAAGCAUUUAACAACCCUUGUCUCAAAAAUAAAUGUUAAUGGUAGCAUUGGCUUUUGACGAUAAACAAAGGUCAACCUUGUUAAAGAUUAACUAGCCAUACUAAAGAAGUAUCCUGAGUGGAUAUUAGUUAUAAGUCAUAAAUCACUCACCUCUCAUAUAUGCAUAUCCAUCAUCUGACAAGGAACAAUACACGUAUUUCACAGAAAGUAUAGUAAAUGGGAACAUUAUAAAACUAAAGCCAUAAUAUCUAUAUUAUUUUUAUGUAACUUAUUAAAUUAUUAUGAUUAUUUUGCUACUACUGCUAUACUGCUGUUGCUACAUUUAUCUGUAUUUCUAUGUCAUUCCAAAGAAGAAUGUUAGUUUUCUAUUACAAUGCAUAUCAAUACAUUCAUCUCACAGAAAACACUAUUGAAAACCGUGUAUUUCUAAGUUCCAAGUAAUCUAUGCCUUAGGAAGAAAUCCCAGCAAUGAUAAUAAUCCCAAUUGUCGACUGGUCUUUAUGUGCUAGGCACUGUGGUAAAUACCUUUCAUAUAUUCUCUUAUUUCAUUUAACAACUCUGUGAGGAAGGCAUUAUUCUACACAUUUUACAUAGAAAAACUUAGAUUCAAAGUUUAUAUAAUUUUUCUGCAUCGAAGCCAGGAUUGAAACAUCUCACUCCACAGGCCAUACCCUUAACUUAGUGAGUUCUUAAGUCUUUUGAGUCUGAAUACUAUUUGUCUCAUUUUUUUAAAUAGGCUUAUUGUGACUUUUCACAGAUCACAGUAGUUCUUCCCAGUGUAUGAAAUUAUACUUACAAGACUUGAAAUUAAUUUUUAUGUUCUAAGUGCUAACAAGUUCAGGACUAUUUUCAUGAAGUUUUCACAUUUUGAAAGAUGGUAUCUAAUAAGUAUACCCUGUAUGAUUUAAUCUUAAAUAUGCCAAAUGUUUUUGAACAUUCUACUCAGUAUGCUAAUCUCCAGCUGUAAGUUUAUUCUAAUUUUACCGUGAAGAUCAAAGUGUAUAUAAGUCAAUAAGUAAUUCAUUUAUUUCUUUAAACAAUCAAAUCAAUCAGAAAAUAUUUGUCAUCCGUUGGUGCUUGACACUGUGUGAAAUGCUGUAGUCUAUUAUAAUAUCAAUAAAUUUAAACUUUUGACAUGUGAGAGAAAUCUGGAAGCAUGGCAAUUCAGAUAAGUAAUAACAGUAUAUGAUAAUAACAGUAAUAAAUAGAGAGCCACCCACAUUCAGAAUAAAUUAGUCAAUGUCAUGCCUAUCAGAAACCAAAUGCUAUUGUGAACAAUUCCCUCUUUAUUAAACCCUUCAUAAUUAUUCAUACCUGUGAGCAACAAUGACUGAGCAAAUUAUAUGCUUGGCCAUUAAUGCUUCAAUCCAAUACCAGGAAAUCAUUUUUGAGAAACAGUUUUAGAUAUGUGUAUAGAGCUAUGUCUUUAAUAAUUUUUCUCAUCAUAGGAUACAGAGAAUUUUUGAUAUUUAUUUGCUUGUACUGUCACGUUAUCUUUUUGCCUGCUGUACAGAUCUGUAUGGCCUUUGUAAUGCUUUUUUCUCCCCACUAAGUUGAAAGCAUCUCAGUUUAAAGCAUAUUUAUUGAACCUCUGUUAUGUUAUCUGUGGUUAUGCUGGCUAUCUUCCAUUUGCCCCACCUCCCACCCCAGA
Trichechus manatus latirostris (Florida manatee) is the source of this 6538-nucleotide messenger RNA. It is a transcript of the gene TBCK, whose product is annotated as TBC1 domain containing kinase. Lineage: Eukaryota; Metazoa; Chordata; Mammalia; Sirenia; Trichechidae. The record is from RefSeq and is a predicted model, not a curated record. Gene Ontology annotation, biological process: mitotic spindle organization; activation of GTPase activity; protein phosphorylation. The coding region runs from base 640 to 3345 and encodes 901 amino acids. The transcript is spliced from 26 exons. Gene Ontology annotation, molecular function: protein serine/threonine kinase activity; GTPase activator activity; ATP binding. Gene Ontology annotation, cellular component: nucleus; centrosome; cytoplasm.